CCAGUCGCGCUGCCGCCGCCACCACCACGGCCGCCGCCAAUGAAACUCCUCCCGCUCCUAGUGGGUUUUUCCACUGUGUUGAAUUGUUCUUAUACUCAAAAUUGCACCAGGACUUGUCUUCCAAAUGCAAAAUGUGAAAUACGGAAUGGAGUUGAAGCCUGUUAUUGCAACAUCGGAUUUUCAGGAAAUGGCGUCACAAUUUGUGAAGAUGAUAAUGAGUGUGGAAAUUUAACCCAGUCCUGCGGUGAAAAUGCUAAUUGCACUAACACAGAGGGAAGUUACUAUUGCAUGUGUGCACCUGGUUUUCGAUCCAGCAGUAACCAAGUCAGAUUUAUCACUAAUGAUGGAACCAAAUGCAUAGAUAUAGAUGAAUGCAGUGAAUCAGUUGCCUGUGGUGAUCAUGCAGUAUGUGAAAAUGUGGAUGGUGGGUAUAACUGCUCCUGCAAGGAAGGUUAUCAGACAUCCACAGGAAAAGCACAGUUCACACCUAAUGAUGGCACUUACUGCCAAGAAAAUGUGAAUGCAGACUGCUAUUUAGAUAAUGCCUGUAUUGCUGCAAAUGUUGAUAAAAUUUUAACAAAAAUUAGAAACAUAGGCCAACUUGUGGCUUUACUACAAGAUGUCUAUAGGAAUUCUGUGAAACAUCUUUCACCAAUGGAUAUAACUACAUACAUAGAAAUAUUAGCAGAAUCAUCACCAUUCCUUGGUUACAUGAACAGCACUAUCUCGGACAAGGGCGGCCUUUCUAAUUCAACUCUUGCUGAAUUUGUGAAAACUGUGAAUAAUUUUGUUCAAAAGGAUACAUUUAUAGUCUGGGACAAGUUACCUGCGACUCAUAGAAUAACUCAUCUUACAAAGUUGAUGCAUGCUGUCGAACAAGCUACCUUACAGAUUUCUCAAAACUUCCAAAAGACCACUCAGUUUGAUACUAAUUCAAGUGAUGUAGCUCUCAAAGCUUUCUUUUUUGAUUCACAUCACAUGAAACAUAUUCAUCCCAAUAUGAAUGUGGAUGGAGAUUACAUAAAGAUAUUUCCAAAGAGAAAAGCUGCAGAUGAUACAGACGGCAAUGUUGCAGUUGCAUUUUUAUAUUAUAAGAGUAUUGGUCCCUUGUUUUCAUCGUCUGACAACUUCUUAUUGGAACCUCAAAGUUAUGAUCAUUCUGAAGAGGAGAAAAGAGUCAUCUCUUCAAUAAUUUCCGUCUCAAUUAGCUCAAACCCACCCACAUUGUAUGAACUUGAAAAAAUAACAUUUACAUUAAGACAUAUAAAGACCACAGAUAAGUAUAGGAGUCAAUGUGCAUUUUGGAACUACUCCCCUGACACCAUGAAUGGCAGCUGGUCCUUAGAGGGCUGUGAGCUAACGUACUCCAAUGAGACCCACACUUCUUGCAGCUGUAAUCAUCUGACACAUUUUGCCAUUUUGAUGUCUUCUGGUACUUCCAUUGGUAUCAAAGAUUAUAAUAUUCUUACAAGGAUCACUCAACUAGGAAUAAUAAUUUCUUUGAUUUGCCUGUCCAUAUGCAUUUUUACCUUCUGGUUCUUUAGUGAAAUUCAAAGCACCAGGACAACAAUUCAUAAAAAUCUCUGUUGUAACCUGUUCCUUGCUGAACUUGUUUUUCUGGUUGGGAUCAAUACAAAUUCUAAUAAGCUCUUUUGUUCGAUCAUUGCUGGUCUGCUGCAUUACUUCUUUUUAGCUGCCUUUGCAUGGAUGUGCAUUGAAGGCAUUCACCUCUAUCUCAUUGUUGUUGGAGUUAUCUACAACAAGGGAUUUCUGCACAAGAAUUUUUAUAUCUUUGGCUAUCUCAGCCCAGCUGUGGUGGUUGGAUUUUCAGCAUCAUUAGGAUAUAGAUAUUAUGGCACCACCAAAGUGUGUUGGCUUAGCACAGAAAACAACUUUAUUUGGAGUUUUAUAGGACCAGCAUGUCUAAUCAUCCUUGUUAAUCUCUUGGCUUUUGGAUUUAUCAUAUACAAAGUUUUUCGUCACACUGCAGGGUUGAAACCAGAAGUCAGUUGCUAUGAGAACAUAAGGUCUUGUGCCAGAGGAGCCCUUGCUCUCCUGUUCCUUCUUGGCACCACCUGGAUCUUUGGGGUCCUUCAUGUUGUACACGCAUCAGUGGUGACAGCUUACCUCUUCACCAUCAGCAAUGCCUUCCAAGGAAUGUUCAUUUUCUUAUUCCUGUGUGUUUUAUCUAGAAAGAUCCAGGAAGAAUAUUAUAGGUUGUUCAAAAAUGUCCCUUGUUGUUUUGGAUGUUUAAGGUAAACAGAGGGAACUAUGGAUAAUUAUUGCUACACAAAAAUUAAAAAGCCAAGCUGUGGAUGGCCAAUGCAUGAAAAUGACUCAAACAAAUUAUCCAAUUAAUUACUAGAUAAUCAAAUAUUUUAAGUCAGUUUUUCUGUUUACAGUGUAGGAACUGAAUAUAAUAAGAGGUGAAAUUAUGUACCAUGUAGCUACAGUAUGCUUCCCUACAUGACUUAGUUAUGUCAAAAAUAAUAUUACAGAUAUUUGGAAAGUAAUUGGUUUCUCGGGAGUGAUAUCACUGCGCCCAAGGAUAGAUUUUCUUUCUAACACAAGAAAUAUAUGAAUGUCCUGAAGGAAACCACUGGCUUGAUAUUUUAUGACUCAUGCUGACUUUAAAACUAGUCCCCUAUCACCUUGGUAAUGAGCUCUGUUACAGAAAGUGGAACAUAAGAGAAUAAAGGAGCAGAAUAUAAAAUAGUAGAAAGGGAAUGACUGUCAUAACAAUGGAAUGUAUUUUGAAUAAACUUGGGUGUUGUUUUUUUUGUAAACUAGAUGAGAAAUUAUAAAGAUAAAAUAAAGAAUUGAAUAAACACAUCUUACCACUUCGUGAAUUGUUCUGAACAUAAAUUUCUACCAAAAUAACUUGCACCUAAAAAAUAAAAUAAAAAUAACUUGCACCUGUAUUUGUUAUAUUCACUUUCUUUUCCAAUAUUUCUAAAAACUGCACAGCUUCACAAAAGAAAAACACACACAUUUCUGUUCUGUUUUUACGUUAACAUUAGAAUGAAGCAUAUGCUAUUUCUAUACUUGCUUCACAGAUUGUAACUUCAAAUGCAUAAUCAGUAAUGCACAAAUAUGUCAAAAUAUAGUAUUGUUCAUGCCUGUAAAUGUUGUUCAUGCCUGUAAAUAAAGCUGAAGCUUUCUAUUCUA
Myotis brandtii (Brandt's bat) is the source of this 3168-nucleotide messenger RNA. RefSeq names its product adhesion G protein-coupled receptor L4 (gene ADGRL4). Lineage: Eukaryota; Metazoa; Chordata; Mammalia; Chiroptera; Vespertilionidae. Gene Ontology annotation, biological process: adenylate cyclase-activating G protein-coupled receptor signaling pathway; cell surface receptor signaling pathway. The record is from RefSeq and is a predicted model, not a curated record. Gene Ontology annotation, cellular component: membrane. The coding region runs from base 40 to 2259 and encodes 739 amino acids. Gene Ontology annotation, molecular function: calcium ion binding; G protein-coupled receptor activity. The transcript is spliced from 16 exons.